AUGAUUGGAUUGACGACUCAGAAUGGAACAAUUGAGGGGGUGAAGAAGAUUGUGACCACAUUGAAUGAAGCUGAAGUGCCGUCAGAAGAUGUUGUUGAGGUUGUAGUAAGUCCUCCGUUUGUGUUUCUUUCAAUGGUUAAAAGCUUAUUGCGCAAUGAUUUCUCUAUUGCUGCACAAAACUGUUGGGCGCGUAAAGGGGGGGCUUUUACUGGUGAGGUCAGUGUGGAGAUGCUGGUUAAUUUGGGUAUUCCUUGGGUUAUUCUAGGUCACUCUGAGAGAAGACUUCUGUUAAAUGAAUCAAAUGAGUUUGUUGGGGAUAAGACAGCUUAUGCUCUUUCUCAAGGGUUGAAAGUGAUAGCUUGUGUCGGCGAGACCCUCGAACAGAGAGAAUCAGGAUCCACAUUGGCUGUAGUUGCCGCACAAGCCAAAGCAAUUGCAGAGCGAGUGUCCAUCUGGUCCAAUAUUGUUUUAGCUUACGAACCUGUUUGGGCCAUUGGAACGGGGAAGGUUGCAACUCCAUCGCAAGCUCAGGAAGUUCAUUCUGAGCUGCGGAAAUGGCUUCACGACAAUAUAGGUGCAGAAGUUGCCACAUCUACUAGAAUUAUUUAUGGAGGAUCAGUAAAUGGAGCAAACUGCAAAGAACUGGCAGCACAGCCAGAUGUGGAUGGCUUUUUGGUUGGUGGAGCCUCUCUAAAGCCGGAGUUUAUUGAUAUUAUCAAGUCUGCGACAGUGAAGCAGAGUGCAUGA
This is a messenger RNA of Fraxinus pennsylvanica, 747 nucleotides long. The record is from the annotation of a GenBank genome assembly. Lineage: Eukaryota; Viridiplantae; Streptophyta; Magnoliopsida; Lamiales; Oleaceae.